AUGUUUCAUGCGCUAAGUCAGGGCGACGAAUUAGAUAAUCGUUGGGAAGACCAUAGUCCACAUGAAGUGAAUGAAAGAACUUUCUUACUGCCUGAUCUGCAUAAUUCAAGUGAGCGUACUGAAACUCUACGUAUAAAUUGGAUUCAAAAAACAUGGAAAAGAGCAUUAAUCUUGAAUGUCUUUCCCGUUUUGCUGGUUAUUUUAUGGGUAUCAGUUCCAUUUCCCUCAUACGAUCCAAAUCCUACAUCCGAUGAAGAUAGCGCUGUUGUUUGGAGUAGCAAUGACAGCAGCAUAGUUAAUUUCAAUUCAUCAACAUCGUCAAUAACAUCAUCAAUACCAAGUAUUGGUAUUGUCAUGCCAAUCAUCUCGAAUACAUCACUCACGCAUCUUCCAUCAACGCCACAUUUGCCACCUGUCGAAAUUAAUUUUUGGUAUUUCUUGUUCGUUUACUAUGGAAUAUACAAUGCAAUCGCUUUGUUGUUGAUCACUAAAAUAUUUGAUCUUUAUUCGUUGAACUGGUGGCCAAAAUGGUUGGGUGGUGUAUUCGCAUACACCGUAUUUUGGUUACUCUCCUUGACACUUGGAGUGUUUAUUUAUUUAUUUACCGGAUUGGAGAAAUACACAUUAACGUGGGUUCUACUUACUUUUCUGACAAUGGCAAUGCCUUUAUUAGUGGCAUUCAUCGUAAUUCGAUCACAAAAUCGAAACAUUUAUAGACAUUCAUUAACAUUGGCACAAAAAACCUUUCUUGAAAGACAAUUACAAUAUCGAAUUCCAUCCUCAUAUCUCCGUUUCUUAUGGUUUUGCUCUGCAUUAUCAAUCGCACUUUUUGCAUUAAUAGCUGGUGAAGGCUAUGCCUAUGUUUUUCUCUCUUCAUUACCACAUAAUGGUUGGGACGGAUUAAUUUAUGUGUACUCGUGGGUCGCAACAAUUUACAUUUUCGAUUCACUCACCGAUUACAUCAUCGAAACACGCAUAAAAUCAUAUCCAUUAUCAUCCAUCUUUAAACUUUAUUUUUUCAUGAUCUACUUUAUUUUCUAUCGAAAUCUUUUCGCACGAUUACGUUCCUGGAACCAAUUUUUCAUUGUUCAACUGGCAAACAUGUUGUGGGUCUGCAUCUUCUAUCCGUUAUGCAUGACACGGGUUGUAUAUAUGGGUUUGGUUUAUUUCGCGGGGGUCACGAAAACCUACGAUCAAUAUAAGAAACACCUGGGACGAUCGUUCUUUUUACGGAAUCUCGCGGAAAACGCGACAAUGCUGGGGUUCCUUUGCUGGGUUGUUAUUCUUCAUUUUGGACCGAACAAACGCGCGUAUCCCUAUUUCCAAUUUGAUGAUGGAAAUGAAUAUAAUAUUAAUCUUACGGUUAAAGCAAGUUUCGGUGUGUGGAUAAGUGAAUUAACGAGCUCUUACAUAACGCGACACAUAUUCCGAAGGGUUUUCAAGCAUAGUGUUAGUGAGGAAGCGGUAAAAGAUUUUGAGAUGUAUCCGGAAACGAUCGUGACUAUGAUUCUCGUAAUUAUUCACGUAUUACAGGAUAUGUUAUUAGCCACGCUCAAACUUAAUUUUGAAGGUGGAAAUUCCGCCAUGCCUGUUCCCCAUGCAUAA
This is a messenger RNA of Ambispora gerdemannii, 1605 nucleotides long. Lineage: Eukaryota; Fungi; Glomeromycota; Glomeromycetes; Archaeosporales; Ambisporaceae. The record is from the annotation of a GenBank genome assembly.